GGUGGAAGGAAAUUGUUAACCUUAAUAUAAUCAUAAUUUGGAUGAUUGCUUUCUCAAUUUUUUUUAAUCUCAAAUUCUAGUGACCUCAUGUUGUUCUGAAAACCCAAUUAUAAUGUUGGUUUGGCUUAUCUGUUAACCUCACUUUAGGAUCUCGCUUUUACUUAUUUAUAUGAUUGUUCGUUAUUCAUGUAGGUGGAUGAAGGUUUUUUCAGCUGAUAUUUUACUCCUUUCAUGCAAAUAGCUCUAGUUUGUAAGGAAUUAAAUUCUGUUUUCGGUUUCCUGGAUGUUGAAUUUAGAAAUUUGCAUUCACCCAUUCGAUUUUGAGUUUAUCACUUAUCAGCUCACUUUUAGGUUCGUUUGAGAGUGCUAAAAAGUUCUUUUAGUUUAGGUUAAUAACUUUGAUGUGUGGUUCUAUAGCUCUUAAAAGCAUUCAUGGUACUUUUGACUUUUCUUGAAAACCAUUUUUAUGUUUCUCCCGAGUAUGAUAAAUUUUAUUUGACAGUAUAUAUAUAUGUGUUUUUAACUUGGUUAUUUCUAAACAUAGCUUUUAUUGCCUUCAUGGUUGUAUGAAGCAAAAGUAGGAACAAAGUAACAAGCCAGAUGACAGAGGCCCUUCUAUCUGGUACACAUGGAUUACCUUGAAGCAGGGGCAGAUAUUAUCAUCACAGCAUCUUAUCAAGCCACAAUCCAGGGAUUUGAGUCCAAAGGACUUUCAAGAGAUGAAAGUGAAUCCUUGUUAAGAAAGAGUGUGGAGAUCGCCUGUUCAGCACGGGAUAAUUAUUAUGACAGGUGUAAAUCAAGUACUCCUGAUGAGACUCCAGAUGGUAAAAUUUUCAAAAAACGGCAGAUACUUAUAGCAGCUUCUGUGGGGAGCUAUGGAGCAUAUUUGGCUGAUGGGUCUGAGUACAGUGGUAUUUAUGGUGACAAUAUUACACUUGAGGCUCUGAAAGAAUUCCAUAGGAGAAGGGUAAAGGUGCUUGCAGAGUCGGGGGCUGACCUGAUUGCAUUGGAAACCAUUCCCAAUAAACUUGAAGCUAAGGCAUAUGCUGAACUCUUGGAGGAAGAAAAUAUAAGCAUUCCUGCAUGGUUUGCUUUCAACUCGAAAGAUGGUAUCCAUGUGGUUAGUGGUGAUUCUUAUUAUGAAUGUGUUUCGAUUGCUGAAUCGUGCAGAAAUACUGUGGCAAUUGGAAUCAACUGUACACCGCCUAGGUUUAUUCAUGGUCUAAUAUCUUCCAUUAAGAAGGUCACUACAAAGCCUAUAGUGAUAUAUCCAAAUAGCGGUGAAAGUUAUGAUGCGGAUCGAAAGGAAUGGGUGCAAAAUACAGGGGUCUCUGAUGAUGAUUUUGUAUCUUAUGUAAACGAAUGGUGUGAGGCCGGGGCAUCAUUAGUUGGAGGUUGCUGUCGAACCACUCCAAAUACAAUCAGAGCUAUUUACAGGACCCUCUCAAAGAGAUAAGAAAACUAUUCUCUAAAGUAACCGUUUUGGUGCAUUUCAAGGAGUAACAUCUCAGGUAAGUCCAAUCUAAGGAUGUCUCUUGGAUUCAUAUAUGGCGACUUAUCUUUCAUCGAAUUUGACGGUAAGAAUCGGCUGAUGAAUGUAAGGAUUAUAUUUUCUGGAAGUAGAUUACUUAUCUCCUCCUUUUGCUUGUUCUUAGUUUCUCCUGAAUCAUGAGUUUAUUUGUUGUAUUGUAUAUCGUUAUUCGGCUUAUGUUUCGUUUAUGGUGGCAAGGAUUCGGGUAAAAUGUUGCAUGGAUGCACUGGUAAAACGGAUUCAUUUCAAUACAAGUGCUGCUAUGUUACGUAUGCAGGUUCAUUUGAAUGUGAAACUAUUAUCUUAUCUGAUGGAUAGGUUUUCUUUAAUUGGUAGUUAUAGAAAAAACAGUCUUCUCUUAAGACCUAUAAAGAGGAUUGAAAUUGCCAAGAGAAUUAGCUGGCCAUUUCGGUCAGAAAAUUCUGGAACCUGUGCAUUUUCUAGGGAGUUUGAACCUUUUGUCAUUCCUCUCAAAUGGUAAGUCCUAAUUGUCAUAUCUGAGUUACUAUAAAUUAUUCUGUUAAUUGAAGUAGAAUAUGAAAAAUCCACAUCUUUGCAGACAUGUAACAAUCAGUUUGCUAUUCUGAAUCUCAUGGACAGGUGAUGAGCUUAUCAAUGAUACCCCGAAACUUUUGAAAUCGUUGCAAUUAAACUCUAAUACUAAUCAAGUUAUAGUGUUAAGUUUGAUUUUAAGGAUUAUUUGAAACUCAAAUAUGGAUUGAAACAGUUGAGUUCCUAUAUAUAUGAUUUGGUCAUGUCUCACAAGUUGUUUGUCACCCCAUAUCUGAAUAUUUGACCCAAAAAAAAAAAAAAAAAGUUGGCAAAAAGUAACACUAUAUUUGAUUGGCUAUUUUAGUUGAUUAUAGAGUUAAAAAUAGAGAAAAAUGAGUGAGUUUGAAAGGGUUUAAAAAUGAUAUGUGAAGCAGAGUAAAUUGAAAAAUGGAACCAUACAAGAAUGCAAUCACUUGAAUUUAUUCCUUUUUUUUUUCCAGAACAUGAAACCUGAAACUGUCUAAUCGUUAAAAGAAUGGAAAAUAAGUUUGAGAAAGACAGGGAAAAAACCAAUUUUGUUAAGUUUAUAAAUACUACUUAUAAGUGCUUAUAAGUUGUUUAUCAAUCCAAACAUGCUUAGUUCUAGUUCACUGGAGAGUUUGUGGAAGUGGUGGAAAUUGUAUAAUAAUAUUUUCCCUUCCAAGUAUAAAUUAAUCAGUGGGGUAUGUGUUGUGGGAAGGAACUUUGGGACGUUGGGACAGGGCAAAACAAUUGGGGAAGUUGAUUGCACCUUCUGUUCUAGACUUUGCGACUGUUGGUGUCUCCAUUCAAUGUGGGUAUGUAGGUGACAGAAAAUAGGUCUAAAUUGGAGUUCUCUCGUUUCUGCGUGAGGUAUUGGAGAUUGUGGAUGGGUCGAAACUCUGUAAAUCAGGUACUACCGAUGGAAAAGGUGAAGCUACUUGCGGAAUGGGUUUUUUACGAUGCUCAGGAGCAUGUGGAGCAGCCGUACGUGAAUACGGUUGUUCAGCAGGUGGGACGCGUGGUGGAGAGGCAUUCGACUGGCUGUAACUGGAGCUACCGUUUAAUUUGGCGCUUUAACUAAACGGAUAGGUCAGUGGAAUCGACGAGUACGGGGCUGGGAGUUGUAUUGCGCAGUUCCAAAGGUGAGGUGAUGGCUGCUAGUUCAAAAUUUUUGGAGUUUGUUGGUGGAAGAUUUUGAGCCUUCUGUUUGGGCCAAAUAGUUGGUGAGAUAGGUCUUACAAAUGUUUUGGGUUGAAUUUGAUUCCCAAAUAUUUGUAAAGGUCAUUUAUGAAAACUCUAUGGACUAAUCCCAUUUUGGAGUUAUUUUA
Benincasa hispida (wax gourd) is the source of this 3372-nucleotide messenger RNA. Its product is annotated as homocysteine S-methyltransferase 2. Gene Ontology annotation, molecular function: S-adenosylmethionine-homocysteine S-methyltransferase activity; zinc ion binding. NCBI's taxonomy places the organism in Eukaryota, Viridiplantae, Streptophyta, Magnoliopsida, Cucurbitales, Cucurbitaceae. The record is from RefSeq and is a predicted model, not a curated record. Gene Ontology annotation, biological process: S-methylmethionine cycle.